AUCUACCCUCCUCUCUCGUUCACUCAACCCACCGUUACCAUCCCACCCCCUCCCCUCCCCCGCUGUCCCUCCAUCUCUUCCUCCUCCACCCAUGCUCCCUCCUUCCUUCCUAUCCCUCCCCUUCCAACCCUCAAAACCCUUUCUUUCCCCCACCGCCCACCCCUCCUCCCCACCCACCUCGUGACUCUCUCUCUCUCUCUCUCUCUCUCUCUGGGAGACGGCUGUGGCUGGAAAAGCGGUAUUAGUUCGGCGGAACGAAAACAAGGAAAGAUUGAAAAAAAAGGAAGAGAGAUCUGACUGGAGAUUGUGGAAGUGAGAGAAAGAGAGAAUUGUAAUUAAUAUAUUUUUGUAACUUUCUAAAAUAUAAUUUGUCAAAAAAAUUAAUUAAUAAUUUUUUUUGUCAUAUCCAAUUUACCCUUAGUAACCUUUUUAUUAAUCACCGUAACCUGUCUCCUAACCGGCUCAGAGUUGGGGGCAAAGUUGAUGCCAUAACAACAGAGCAGUGCCUGGCUCGGCUACAUAGGAACAUCUCUACUACUAACAGGUUGUUGAACAACCUCGACGAGAAUCAGCAGCACUAGAUUCGAGCUUAUCCCACUUCGACUUCUUUGUUACUUUGUAUACAGGGCCUGGAUUUCAGCUCCUUUCCUGUAAUCUUUCCGUAAUGUUUCGUUUUUUUCCAGCAUGCAGGUUGAUUGUUUGGCUCUCUGCCUCCGCCCGCUGUGCGUGUACUCUGUUC
Messenger RNA from Linum tenue, 739 nucleotides. Lineage: Eukaryota; Viridiplantae; Streptophyta; Magnoliopsida; Malpighiales; Linaceae. The record is from the annotation of a GenBank genome assembly.